Messenger RNA from Scleropages formosus (Asian bonytongue), 2337 nucleotides. RefSeq names its product transmembrane protein with EGF-like and two follistatin-like domains 1a (gene tmeff1a). The record is from RefSeq and is a predicted model, not a curated record. Gene Ontology annotation, molecular function: protein binding. NCBI's taxonomy places the organism in Eukaryota, Metazoa, Chordata, Actinopteri, Osteoglossiformes, Osteoglossidae. Gene Ontology annotation, cellular component: plasma membrane. The transcript is spliced from 10 exons. Bases 696 to 1787 code for a protein of 363 amino acids.
CUCACACACACCCCUGAGUCUCUUUGUUGUUGUUCCUGCAGCUGCUGCUCGGCUGCUUUUCCUCUUCCCUCCUCUCGUCUCCCAUGUGCUGGAAAUAACGGGGGAGAAAAUUAAAAUAACAAAUCAGAAAUAGAGGAGGGAGCGCGCGGGACGGAGGUGUUCGUGGAGACGGAGGAAAGAGCGGAUGCGCGAGCGGGCGGAGGGGCGCGAGGCGAGGCGCGUGCCGGCUCCGGGGACGGCGGAGCGAAAGUGGCAUUAAAGAAAAGGGGGAGAAGAUCCGAGGGGAGCGUGCUCGGGAGCGUGCACGGGAGCGCGCUCGGGACGGCACCGCGCUCGGGGACCGGGGGAUGCUGCUGCUGCUGCCCGCAUCCUCCCUGUGGGGCGAAACGCGGCGAUCGGCGUCACGUAGAAAAUAAAAACCCGGCGGAAAGAAAGAAAGCGCGCGGCGAGUGGAUUAUCCACGCGACACACAGCAGCUGCUUUUCACUGAAUUCACUGUAACUGUUAUUCUUAUUGUUGUUCGUCUCUAACUGCGGACUCGGACUCGCGACCACCCGCCUCGCACAGCCCUGUAUGCGCUCGCGCCACGCUCGUCUGACGUCGGAACAAAGGAGCCGGUGAGCGGCGGCUGCCGGAGGAACACGGCCUGCCUGCCUGCACGCGCCGCCCGCGCGCCACAGCUCGCUUCACCAUCCAUGGCGGGAGGCUCGCGCCCCGCGCCAUGCGUCGGACCCCUGGCCGCGCGGCACGCUUUGCUGCUCUGCCUACUCGCGACCGCCUCGCUGCCCGGGGUCCGAGCAUCUUACCCCCAGGGCAGCGAGUGCCAGACGGGCAAGGGGAAGGGCUGCACAGACGUAUCCGAGAAGAAAAGCGACCUGCGAGUCUGCGACGACUCUACGUGUCGGUACGGAGGCAGCUGUCGAGACGAUGGAGCCGACCUGAAGUGCGUGUGCCAUUUUCAGUGCCACAAGGACUACAUCCCCGUGUGCGGGUCCAACGGGGACACCUACCAAAAUGAAUGCUACCUGAGGCAGGCCGCCUGUAAGCAGCAGAGGCACAUCUCGCUGGUGUCGGAUGGACCCUGCUACCCGGAUAAUGGAUCCGGGUCUGGAGAAGGAGAGAUGGACGGCUCGGGUACGGACGCGGGUCGCAAGUUCACCAAGUGCGGCACCUGCAAGUACGGCGCCGAGUGCGACGAAGACUCGGAGGACGUGUGGUGCAUCUGCAACAUCGACUGCAGCGGACACAACGAGAACCCCGUGUGCGCCACGGACGGCAACUCCUACAACAACCCGUGCCUGGUGCGGGAGGCUUCCUGCAUGAAACAGGAGCAGAUCGACGUCAAACACCUGGGGAGGUGCCCAGAUAAAGACAAGUUUGGGAAGAAGGACGAGGGGAAUCCAUACAAGCCCGAUCUUUCAGAAACCUCUGACCAGGGCGACGGCGUCUACGGCGGCUUUCCCAUGCCCUGCACAGACAACUACGCCGGCUUCUGCGUGCACGGAAAGUGCGAGAUCAAGUACAACAUAGCCAGCUGCCGCUGUGACUCCGGGUACAAGGGACCGCAGUGUGACGAGACCCAGGACUUCAACAUCCUCUACGUGGUGCCCAGCGGGCAGAAGCUCCACUACGUCCUGAUCGCCGCCAUCAUCGGAGCCGUGCAGAUUGCCAUCAUCGUCGCCGUGGUGAUGUGCAUCACAAGAAAAUGCCCAAAAAACAACAGGGGCCGUCGGCAAAAGCAGAACCUCGGACACUUUGCAUCAGAUACUUCCUCCAGGAUGGUAUAGCUUGUGCUUUUUAUACCUUUUUUCUUACCAUGGGGAAUACAUUUUUAAUGAGUUCUUUUGCGUUUUUUUUUUCUUGAAAACAAAAAAAAAAAAAGAAGAAUGAAGAUAUUUAUUUCAGGGGCCUUAUGUUUUUCGUUUCAUUUCUGGACGUUGGGAGUGCUUGCCAUCGAAAGGCACAGGAUUGUUUUUAACAGCUACAGACUGUUCAGAAGAAACGUUCUGCUUUUAUUUUCUUUUCCGCGGUUUCUUUUCGAUGCCUCGUUGAAGAUGGUCGGAGAUAGCCGUGGCAUUCCGUUUGUUCCUAUGGUAAUGUCACAGACUUCUGCUUCAUGGAAUGUACUAUUUAUUGGGAAAGAUAAUUCUCAGCAACUUCACCAUAUUCUCUCUUUUUUUCUUUUCUUUUCUUUUUUUUUUUUGCAAUUGAUGUGCAGCUGAACACCAAAUGCAGUUUUAAAUGGAUAAGACAUUAGCCAGCGAGGUUGACGUUUACAGUUAUUCUUUAAUAUGUAAUCCAAUGAAUAGAACACACUGUGUUUAACUAGGUAACUUU